AUGGAUGGCAUGAACGCGGUCUACGCUCAGGACGAAUAUGGGAGACCUUUCAUCAUCCUCAGGGAGCAGCAGAAAAAGUCCAGACUCAGCGGCAUCGAGGCGCAAAAGUCCCACAUCCUAGCUGCCAAGACCAUUGCCAACAUCAUCAAGACUUCACUCGGACCCCGUGGUCUCGAUAAAAUCUUGAUCUCCCCAGAUGGUGAAAUCACCGUUACCAACGACGGUGCCACAAUCCUUGACCAAAUGGAUGUUCAGCACCAGAUCGGAAAAUUGUUGGUCCAACUGUCAAAGUCGCAGGACGAUGAGAUCGGAGACGGAACUACUGGUGUCGUUGUCAUGGCUGGCGCAUUGUUGGAGCAGGCUGAGCAUUUGCUGGAUCGCGGUAUUCACCCUAUUCGCAUCUCUGAUGGAUUCGAGCGUGCGUGCAACAUCGCUAUUACCCAUUUGGAUUCCAUCUCUGACACGGUUGAAUUUUCGCGGGAGAACACUGAGAACCUCUACAAGACUGCCAAGACCAGCUUGGGAAGCAAAAUUGUUUCAAAGUGCCAUGAUCAGUAUGCUAGGAUUGCAGUGGAUGCUGUUCUUCAGGUUGCAGAUUUGGAGCGCAGGGACGUCGAUUUCGAGUUGAUCAAAGUGGACGGCAAGGUCGGAGGAUCAUUGGCAGAUACCGUGUUGGUCAAGGGCGUUGUCAUCGACAAAGACUUUUCUCACCCUCAGAUGCCUCGUGAAGUCAAGGACGCCAAGAUCGCCAUUUUGACCUGCGCGUUCGAGCCACCAAAGCCCAAGACCAAGCAUAAGCUGGACAUCACCUCAGUGGAGGAGUACAAGAAGUUACAGUCGUACGAGAAGGAGAAGUUCGAGCUUAUGAUCAAGCAGGUCAAGGACACUGGCGCCAACCUCGUCAUUUGCCAAUGGGGAUUCGAUGAUGAGGCCAACCAUUUGCUGAUGCAAAACAAGCUUCCAAGUGUCCGCUGGGUCGGUGGUCCCGAGAUCGAGUUGAUUGCAAUUGCUACUAAUGGACGCAUUGUUCCUCGCUUUGAGGACCUCGCUCCUGAGAAACUUGGACACGCUGGGGUUAUUCGCGAAUUGAGCUUUGGAACAACCAAGGACCGCAUGCUUGUCAUCGAGGAGUGCGCCAACACCCGCGCUGUCACUGUUUUUGUCCGUGGAGGCAACAAGAUGAUCAUUGACGAGGCCAAGCGCUCGCUUCAUGAUGCCAUUUGUGUCGUCCGCAACCUGGUCAAGGAUAACCGUGUGGUCUACGGAGGUGGCGCUGCCGAAAUUUCCUGCUCGUUGGCUGUCUCGAAGGCUGCGGACGAGGUGUCGAGCGUGCAUCAGUAUGCAAUGCGUGCCUUUGCUGAGGCGCUUGAGGCCGUUCCCCUUGCCCUCGCUGAGAACUCUGGAUUGCCGCCCAUUGAGACCUUGGCCGACGUCAAAUCGCGUCAGGUGACGGAGAACAACAGUCGACUGGGAGUCGACUGCCUGUACAAGGGCACGAACGAUAUGAAGGACCAGUUUGUGUACGAUCCCCUGAUCUCGAAGAGACAGCAGAUCCUCCUCGCGACACAGCUCGUCAAGCACAUUCUGAAAAUAGACGAUCUCAUCCAGAGCCAUAUAGAAUAA
This is a messenger RNA of Gamsiella multidivaricata, 1623 nucleotides long. RefSeq names its product T-complex protein 1 subunit epsilon. The coding region runs from base 1 to 1623 and encodes 540 amino acids. The transcript is spliced from 6 exons. Gene Ontology annotation, biological process: protein folding. The record is from RefSeq and is a predicted model, not a curated record. Gene Ontology annotation, cellular component: chaperonin-containing T-complex. Gene Ontology annotation, molecular function: ATP-dependent protein folding chaperone; ATP hydrolysis activity; ATP binding. Lineage: Eukaryota; Fungi; Mortierellomycota; Mortierellomycetes; Mortierellales; Mortierellaceae.